AUGACACAGUCAGAACAAUCUUCAAAAUCGAAAGUGCCUUUGCAACCCUACAGUGGAGGCAAUCCCAGAUUUUUCCAUCCCAGCCAACACCGACUAGACCCAGUGACAAGUCGCAUGCUCUCAAGGCAUAAUGGUGAGGAUGCCAGUCGACUGCGCAAGAUCACAAAACCUCUCAUGGAGAAGAAGAGACGGGAGCGAAUCAACUUGGCUCUGGAGUCUUUGAAGCGUUUCGUCGCGGAGCCCAUUCUAAAGGAGGGGGCUCAAAAAUUGGAAAAGGCGGAUAUUCUGGAUCUUACCGUCAAAUACGUGCACUCCUGCGCUAACAGGAACCCCUCACCUUUGCCUCCUGAGACACCAUGGCUUAGUUUCCUGGCGGGUUACUCGGCGUGUGAGGCCAUCCUUCGUCACCUUCUCACUGCUACACCCACAACACUCCUCCAGCCUUAUCCUCUUCCUCCUCGCCAAACUGCAGCACUGUUGAUGGCCUUGGAUGCGAGAAAAGUGACUGCUGCAUCGGCAUAUCUAGAUACUCUGGGACAAGAAAGCGUUGUAGCUCCUCCUCCUCCUCCUCCACCACCACCGCUCUCCUUUAAUUCAGAUGCUCUUAAUCAACGAUCACAACAACAGCAUCAGCAACAGGAAAGGCCUCCGGUGUGGAGGCCAUGGUAG
Molecule: messenger RNA, 669 nt
Organism: Hydatigera taeniaeformis
Lineage: Eukaryota; Metazoa; Platyhelminthes; Cestoda; Cyclophyllidea; Taeniidae
Source: the annotation of a GenBank genome assembly